AUGACUCGAAUUGGUUGGUAUGGCUUGGGCUCUAUGGGCCUUGCAAUGGCCACCAACCUCCAGAAGCAUCUGGCAACAAAGAAUACUCUAAACAGUCUCCUCUACUCAAAUCGGACUUUGUAUCGUGGUGAUCCCCUCAAAGCACUUGGUGCCACCCCCGAGACAAACUUCUCGAAGCUUGUCGCUCAGUGUGGGAUCAUUUUUACAAUGGUCUCCAACGACGCUGUCCUGCAAAGUCUCGUCUCAAGUGUUACUGAAUCAAACCAGUCGCUAAAAGACAAGAUCUUUGUCGACUGCUCAACCGUCCACCCCGAGACGGUGGGACUAACAGUCGCAAAACUGAAAGAGAAGCAAGCCGAUUUCCUAGCCGCGCCAGUAUUCGGCGGUAAUCCCAUUGCUGUCGAUGGGAAGCUCGUCUUUGCCUUUGGUGGACCGAAACGUGCAUCGGAUCUUGUCAAGCCACUGAUCCAGGACGUCAUGGGUCGCAAGGUAAUCGAUUGCGGAGAGGACGCGACAAAGUCUUCUAUGCUGAAGAUUGCGGGUAAUAUUAUAACUAUCAACUUGAUGGAAGCCGUCGGCGAAGCCCAAGUCUUCGCUGAACGCACAGGUCUUGGAACGGGUGCAAUGGAGGAACUAAUUGGGGAAGCCUUCGGGCCUGUUGCAGGGGGUUAUUCGAAGCGUUUAACAACCGGCGCAUAUGCACCACCUCUUGACUCUCGUCCUGGAUUUGGCGUCUCCUUAGCAAUUAAGGAUGCAAAACAUGCAUUCACUGUUGCGAAGGAGAACAAUGUUGAACUCCCUGCGUUGCAGGUUGCUACUGACAACAUGGUUGCUGCUCGGGAGUAUGGCGGGGAAUGUUUAGAUAGUAGUUCCAUGUACGGAGUCUUGCGACAGAAGGCGGGGAUGGAGUUCUGGAAUGAGAAGAGCCGAAAAGGUUAA
Aspergillus puulaauensis is the source of this 939-nucleotide messenger RNA. RefSeq names its product NAD(P)-dependent oxidoreductase. The record is from RefSeq and is a predicted model, not a curated record. Gene Ontology annotation, molecular function: NADP binding; NAD binding; oxidoreductase activity, acting on the CH-OH group of donors, NAD or NADP as acceptor. The transcript has 5 exons. Lineage: Eukaryota; Fungi; Ascomycota; Eurotiomycetes; Eurotiales; Aspergillaceae. Bases 1 to 939 code for a protein of 312 amino acids.